Molecule: messenger RNA, 1354 nt
Organism: Cimex lectularius (bed bug)
Lineage: Eukaryota; Metazoa; Arthropoda; Insecta; Hemiptera; Cimicidae
Product: endoribonuclease LACTB2
Exons: 7
Coding region: 253-1137 (294 amino acids)
Cellular component (GO): mitochondrial matrix
Molecular function (GO): single-stranded RNA binding; RNA endonuclease activity
Source: RefSeq, a predicted model, not a curated record
UGACGGCAAUAUAUUGAAUAAUCCAUGAUGAUAUGAAAUACUCCGCUUAGCUUAUUCUUGCACUUUGUACCUAGUGUUGUGAUGAAAGAAUAAGUUCGAACAGCAGAACAAUAUAUAGAUUGGUCGUCUUGAGUAGUUCUUUCUGGUUUUGUCUGGCAGACGCCACCGUUUCCAGUAGUUUCCCAGACACAUGAUGGUGCUUCAGGUUCAACACCUUGCCAACGAUACUCAUGGGAGAUUUAUGUCUGUGAAAUGUCAUCUUCAGUGCAGAAAAUUGUGAAAAUCACCAACUUGGUGACCAGGAUCCUUGGGUGUAAUCCUGGAAUGAUGACAUUGGAUGGUACCAACACGUACGUCGUUGGGAAUGGACCAAAUUAUAACUGUUUUUUAUUUUUUAGACGUAUUCUGAUAGAUACAGGCGAACCCAGUAAGUCUGAAUACAUAAAGCUACUAACAAACUAUCUGAUUGAUGAAGAAGUAGACUUGGAACAUAUAAUAAUAACGCACUGGCAUAAAGACCACAUUGGUGGAGUUGAGGAUAUUUUUAAAAAAAUCACAAAUGAACCAAAAGUUUGGAAGUAUCCAAGGACUGAUGCCGAAAAUUCACCAACUUGGGGUAAGAUAUCCUUGGGUUAUUUAUUUGACGGCCAGCAGUUUUCAACUCAAGGUGCCACCUUAAAAGUCGUAUCAACUCCCGGACAUACUACAGAUCAUAUAGUCCUUAAGCUUUUUGAGGAAAAUGCCAUAUUCAGCGGAGACUGCAUUUUAGGUGGGAGUACUGCUGUAUUUGAAGAUUUGUACGAUUAUAUGAAAUCCCUGAAAAAAAUCCUAGAUAUGAAACCAAGUGUAAUAUAUCCUGGCCAUGGAUAUACAAUAAAUGAGCCAUGCGGCGAAAUUCAGAAAUAUAUUGACCAUAGAAUGAAAAGAGAAUCCCAGAUUAUUGAUUUACUGAAAAAAAGUAAAAAAGAAAUGACAGUAUCCAACAUCGUCUCCGUACUUUAUGCUGACAUUCCAAAAAGGUUGCACCUAGCUGCAGGGAAUAACGUAACUCAACAUCUUAAGAAACUUGAAAAAGAAGGUAUUGUGAUUUUCAAUGAGGACAAUCAUUCCUGGGAAAUCUGUGAUAAAGAAGAUUGAUAUUUUAUUAACUAUAACCAAGGGAGGAUGAGUAAAGACUAAUGGUGUGAUAUAUUCGUUAUUAGCACAAGAUAUUAUAGAUGAUAUAUUACAAUUAAUUUGUGAAAAUAUAUUUUAUAACAGCUCAACAAAUUGUAGUAAUGUAUAACUGUUAAACUUAUUGUUAGUCUAUAAUUUUUGCCGAGAUCAAUAAAAAUUUAUUGAACAAUGCUACAAA